GUCAGAGUCGCAACAAGAAAUACAAAUUUGACGUAGCAGCCAAGUUAAGUACACGUACACACGUACGCACACACACACCGUAUAUACAUGUACUGUACAAGCUACCGAUAUACACACGACGCACGUACACGAUUAACUUUAUCUUACGAUCGAGCUAGCUACGAAUACGGAAUCCAGCUGAAGAAGUGAAGUGCAUUGCGUCAUCGUAAAUAAAUCUCAAAUUAACUUAAUUUGUGUGAGAUACCCGAUACGUCUAGCUGACUUUGGGAUUUCAUUGUAAUCUCCUGUUCACGAAGGUAUUGAACUGGUAAGCUAGCUGUUCGUGAAACUUAGUAGAAAAGAAAAGAAAGGCAUUUAACCAUGGCAACCACACCACAGAAUGGAGGGGUUGACAAGCAUUGGAUCGCCCCUGACCUUCCCUCCCGCUGCACAUGGCAUCUAGGGAUGGAGAAGGGAAAGAGCCCUCACAGUCAUGAUAAAAGUGAGGGUAACAAGGUUCGAGAGAGGGCGCAACCCACCAUCUUGAAGAUGAUCGGAAACACGCCUCUCAUCCGCAUCAACAACGUCACCAAAGGGACCGGUCUCAAGUGCCAAAUAUUGGCUAAGUGUGAAUACUUCAAUGCCGGUGGAAGUGUCAAGGAUCGCAUUGCGUUGAAGAUGGUGGAAGACGCAGAGAAAGACGGAACCCUGAAACCCGGAUAUACACUGAUUGAACCAACGUCGGGAAAUACAGGGAUUGGUCUAGCCCUGGUAGCUGCGGUGAAGGGGUACCGUUGCAUCAUCGUCAUGCCGGAAAAGAUGUCCAAUGAGAAGGUCGACACCCUCCGCGCCCUGGGAGCCGAGAUCGUCAGAACCCCGACGUCUGCAAGGUUUGAUGCUCCGGAAUCUCACAUCAGCGUGGCGCAGCGUCUGAAUCGCGAGAUCCCCAACUCCGUGAUUCUAGAUCAGUACAGGAAUGCAGGCAAUCCGUUGGCACAUUACGACAAUACAGCAACAGAGAUUUGGGAACAGUGCAAUGGCAAGGUUGACAUGGUUGUUUGUGGAGCUGGAACAGGAGGUACUGUGACUGGAAUCGGCAGGAAGCUCAAGGAACUCAACCCUCAUAUAAAGGUUGUAGGAGUUGAUCCUCUGGGUUCUAUCCUAGCCCAACCAGAGAAACUUAACGAGACAGACGUCACAAGCUAUGAGGUGGAGGGAACUGGUUACGACUUCAUUCCGACCGUACUGGACCGAACAGUCGUGGAUAUGUGGCUCAAGGUCGGGGACAAAGAAUCCUUCGUAAUGUCAAGGAGACUCAUCAAGGAAGAGGGACUCCUCUGUGGUGGUAGUAGCGGUGGCUCAAUGACUGGUGCAUUGGAGGCUGCCAAGUCCUUAAGAGAAGGCCAGACCUGUGUGGUGCUCCUCGCGGAUUCAGUCAGGAAUUACAUGACCAAGUUCUUGUCUGACGACUGGAUGGUUGAGAAAGAAUUCAUUGACAAGCAUGUGGAUAACACACCACAACAUUGGUGGUGGAAUCAGCCCAUAUCGAUGUUGAAGCUGGGCGCCCCCUUGACCGUCCUCCUAACGGUCAGCUGUCAGGACGCUAUCGACAUUAUGAACAAAAAUGGAUUUGACCAGCUGCCCGUGGUAGAAGAGUCCGGUGAUGUGAAGGGAGUUGUAACACUUGGUAGUCUCAUGUCCCAGCUGUUAGCUGCUAAAAUCAAGCCUUCUACACCAGUCGCUGACUGCCUGUACAAACAAUUUCGAACAGUCACUCUGGACACCACGCUCGGCAAUCUCUCCCGAGUUUUCGAUCAAGAUCAUUUUGUUCUUAUCCUUCAAGAUCAGAGACUGUACUCUGCAAGCCAAACUGUGGCCCAGAAGAAAAUGAUCUUCGGCAUCGCGACAAGAAUUGAUCUUCUCCAUUACAUCACUCAGAGCCAACCAAAACCGAAUGGCGUAGAAAAUGGUUCCUAAUCGGUAGAUCAAAAACAUCUAGACCUUCAGUUUUAGAAGAAGAACAAGAGUGAUUUUCUCUAGCAGACAUUCUUUCUACAGUCAAAAUAUAAAAAUUCAACCAAAAAAAGUUAAGAAAAAAUGUUAUGGUGAACAACUUGCUACAUUGCAUCGACAAACCACUCGUUAUAGAGGUAAUUGUAGCGAGUACAUUAUUCUCCUUCUAAUAGUUUAUAGUCAAUGUUCAUUCAUGUUUAAGACAAGAAAUGUUAAAUCCUAUUUUUCUGUUCUGUGAAGAGAUUCUACUUUUUAAUGACAUGUAAAAUAAUCAGUCUAUGUAAAUCAAAAAUUACUAUUGUUUUUUUUUUCUCGCUCUCUAUCUCUUCAUAUUAUGUAUACAGGUACAUGUAUGUCCCAUAUACAGUUUAAGUGUAUAUGGGAUACAUUCAAACCUGUCUUAGUGGUCACUUCUCUAUAUAGGCCACCUGUUUAUAGCAACUAAGUAUUUUGUCUCCCUUGAGAAAGAAAUUAGAACCUGUCUAGAAAGGCCACCUGUGGCCACUUUUUCUGUUUCCCUCGAGUGGCCUUUAUAAACAGGUUUGACUGUUUUUCCAUUUUCUUGAUUUAUUUAUUAUUGAAAUUAUCAGAAAAGUGAGUUAAUCAUAGUUUGAACAUUUCCCUUGUAAGUAGCUUGAAACAAACUUACUUUUUAGCCUCAUUGAUCAUGUUUUUUAAGUGUUGCUUGAAUCUGUUAAAACUUGUGUACAGUUUUGGUAGCAAAAAGGACAUGGGAUUUAAGUGCGUUAACUAUAGUCUUGCAUUCUCCAUGUAUCAAAAGAUGUAUAUAAGAGAUCAUUUUAUAUUCCAUCCAUAAUUGUGGUGAAUUUUAGCAUAAAUAUGUGAAAGGAAUGCGAUCACGGCCGUACACUGCCCUGCGCAAGGAACCUUCCGCUCUGACGGCUCCCGGCACAACAAUCUCACUGCUGUGCUUGAAGAUAGUGAUAGUGCGUGUGUUACAAUCCUCUUGUGUAUAGUACAUAUAGUACGUAUAUUGCUGUAUAAGGCGUAUACAUUAUUUUUGCCUCUCAUUUGAUUAAUAUUUCACUUAAGGAGGAAAACAAACUUCACAGCGGCCUACCAUUUUCUAGUAUUAUGCUAUACAACAUUUAACCUCAAAAAAAGCCAUCAAAAAGUACAUGUAUUUGUCUAAAUACAUUUCAUCAUUUGUAGAAAGUAUGGUCAAAGUGUGUUAUGUAUAUAAGUAUAUAGCAGAAGCAUGGUUAACAUGUAUACAGAAUGAAUGAAGAAGAUGAAUAUUUUGGCUCUAUUGUCUAUUUAGGGAAUAAUUGUACAUGUAUUAAUAUAUUGGUACAGGGUAUAAUAAUUUGCUCACUUGAGCAUUGAAUAAUAAUAAUGUUUAAUUGGAUUUAUGAAGCACUUAAGACAUUGAAACAGGUAUAUUUAUUGCUAUUGCAAAACAAGGCUUGA
Molecule: messenger RNA, 3423 nt
Organism: Strongylocentrotus purpuratus (purple sea urchin)
Lineage: Eukaryota; Metazoa; Echinodermata; Echinoidea; Camarodonta; Strongylocentrotidae
Product: cystathionine beta-synthase
Exons: 13
Coding region: 361-1956 (531 amino acids)
Cellular component (GO): cytoplasm
Molecular function (GO): cysteine synthase activity; cystathionine beta-synthase activity
Source: RefSeq, a predicted model, not a curated record